Molecule: messenger RNA, 861 nt
Organism: Phascolarctos cinereus (koala)
Lineage: Eukaryota; Metazoa; Chordata; Mammalia; Diprotodontia; Phascolarctidae
Source: RefSeq, a predicted model, not a curated record
AUGACGCCACCUUUCGGGGGCCUGCAGGAGAGACGAGUGAAGCACACGGCCCUGAACUUGCUGUUGGGCGGAACUGGCGGCGCUGGGGGGUGGGGGUCACAUCUAUCCGAGCCUCAGAGAAGCUCUACGUCUUUCCCCCCACUUCCCCAACCUCAUUUAUCCCGAACUCCUCGGGCACCAGCCAAUGCCUUCUACCGCGUGCGGCCUAGGGAGACCCGCAGGGCUUGGUGGUCGAGGCCGGGGGACCCGUCGGGACCCCAGCCGAAGGCCGACGACCCCCCCCCCGUCCCCGCUCCACGACUGGCCCCCUCAACCUCCCCGCUACUUACCAAGACAGAGUCCGGAAAGAAGUCCCGGGGAGGCCGCAGCCGGAAAGGCCCGGCGCCCCCUCCGAAGGGCAGAACCCAGACAGUCAGGACAACAAUGGCGGACCUGGAAGUAGGGACGUCAUCCGGCGCCUUCCGGUGCUUGGCACGAGCCCCCAUCUCUAGGACGCCAGGAGGUCACCUCAUCUCGGUGGUUUCUUUGUUCCGAUUCUCCAACCCCUCCUCCCCGAGCCUCAGAAACUGGGGCGGGGAAAUGAAGGCAGGAGGCGGGGUCGAUCGCCCCAUUGGGUGGGCCCGCGAAGGCUCAUCCAAUGAGCAGGAGAACCUGGCGAGAGGGCGGGCCUGCUUUUCCCCAACUUACAUGUGCACAGCAACAUCAGUUUGUGACAGUCCCGUUACUCAUCUAAGCUUACGCAGCCACGCAACAACAAUAAGAAAGAAUGUGAGCCCUAGUGGCAUCAAGCUUUUUUAAAUUUUAUGUACUUAUUGAUACCCAAGAUGUGAACUGGAAAGCAGAUUUGUUAAAGCUUCAGGU